Messenger RNA from Nezara viridula (southern green stink bug), 1733 nucleotides. Lineage: Eukaryota; Metazoa; Arthropoda; Insecta; Hemiptera; Pentatomidae. The record is from the annotation of a GenBank genome assembly.
UUGCUAUCUGUGUAAUCGAUUCUUACAAUGAAUACGCGAUAUAUGUAGUCGAUCAUGUGAUGUGAAGUUUUUCUUUUUCUUCCAGAGUUCGUAAUUAUGGCACACACAGAGUUAUAUGAUGUUUUAGGUGUUAGCAGAACUGCAUCCGAAAAUGAAAUUAAAAAGGCCUACCGAAAGCUUGCUAAAGAAUUUCACCCUGACAAAAAUCCACAUGCAGGAGAUAGAUUUAAAGAGAUUUCAUUCGCUUAUGAGAUCCUCUCUGAUGAUAGGAAAAGGGAUAUGUAUGAUCGAUAUGGUUUAGAAGCAUUACAAGGAGGUGGCGGAGGGAGCACAAUGGGUUAUGAUAUUUUGUCUCAAUUAUUUAAUAUGUGUGGUGGUUCUCAGAGAGGACCAAGAAAAGGAGAAGAUACAAUUCACCCUCUUAGAGUUACUUUAGAUGAUUUGUACAAUGGCAAGACCACUAAACUUCAAUUACGUAGAAAUGUGCCUUGCAGGACUUGUAAUGGUAAGGGAUCGAAGUCUGGAAUGCUUUUAACAUGUAAAGGAUGUAAUGGUCGUGGUUAUAAAGUUGCCCAUCAUCAAAUAUCACCUAGAAUGACACAAGAAUUUCAAAUGAAAUGUGGUGAUUGCAAUGGAGAAGGACAGGUAAUAAACAAAAAAGACAGAUGCCCACAAUGCCAAGGGAAAAAGAUCAUCGAAGAGCUUAAAGUUCUUCAGGUGGAGGUUGAGAAAGGUGCUCAUGAUGGGGAUAGGAUUGUAUUCCAUGGGGAAGGUGAUAGGCAGCCAGGCAUUGAACCAGGAGACGUCAUCAUCAUUCUCCAAGAAACAGGAACUCACCCUACUUUCAGGAGAUCAGGGAAUGACCUCUUAAUGAAAUAUCAAAUUCCAUUAACUGAAGCAGUUUGUGGAGUAAACUUGGUCAUCAAGCAUUUAGAUGGCAGGAAUCUCUUUGUCAAAAAUCCCCCAGGAACUGUCAUACAGCCUGAUAUGGUGAUGGAAGUCCCGAACGAAGGUAUGCCGAUUAAAAGAAGCUUUGAAAAAGGAGAUCUUUUGAUACAGUUUAUCGUUGAUUUCCCUAAAAGUUACUUUGCUCCAGAUCCACAAAUUAAGUUAAUCGAGUCUCUCCUACCCCCGAGACCUAAGACUGUGAUUCCCAAAGAUGCCGAAGAUGCUGAUCUAAAUGAAUAUACUGAAACCCAAGGAUCUGCCACGAGCGGCGGCUCUGGAAGCGGGGAGGCCUAUGAUGAAGACGAUGGACCAGGCAUGAGGGCCGGCCUGCAAUGUGCCCAACAAUAAACUAUAAUCGUUCUUUGGAGAGCUGGUUUCUCUAAUGAGGAAAUACCGAUUUCAUAAAUCCGUCAUGCUGUGAUUAAUAUUAUUACAUGCUUUUUUUGGUUAAUUCAUCACUCUACUUCUUACAAAACUCAGGGUGUAUGCCAUAAAUCUGUAAUUCUGUAGCAUGUAAUUCUACGAUCCUCCCCCGGCCCAUGCGCAUUACUUCUGCUCACCGAUGCAGGCUGUUUAUUUGACAAAGAAGUGGUAUAUCGUUAUUAAUGCAGCGAGUUUUAGUUAAUUUUUCCCUUCUUUUUUUUUUGUAUGAUAUAAUAUAUUGAAUUUGUUUUGUACCUGGUAAAUAGCGAAUAGCUCUAAGUUCCCUUUAAGUGUUUGAUUCCAGUUGUACUAAUUGCAAUUUACUCAUGUGUCAGUUUAGUCAAUUUACAAUUAAUUUUCUA